AUGGCGACCAUCGGGCAGAUCAUCUUCUGCAGCAUGAUAACCCUCAUUGUCUUAUUCGGGGCGGUCAUCAUCCUCAUCUUAGCCUUGUCCUUAUCAGGACAAUUGUCCGAGGUGAUAAGUAACAACAUUUCACCCAUCGCCAGCCUCGGCGACGAUGAGCUCCUCAGCUGCUAUCUGAACGCAAAGAGUCAAUCGGCCAGAUUAAGCAAAGUGUCCGUCACCUGGGAGAAGACGGGGCUGACGGGGCCCGUUUACCGGUAUCAGGACGGAGCUCCUUCUCUGGUCAACCAGAACUCGCAGUUCAAAGGCAGAACCCAGCUCUUCCCCAACGCUUUAUUGGUGGGGAACGCCUCCUUGAUGCUGAGGAGUGUGAGAGAGAGCGACGGAGGGGAGUACACCUGCAGCAUCAGCUCCUCUGGUGGCAGUGGGCAGGUGAAGAUUCAACUCAAAACCGCAGCCUUUUCAGCCCCCACAUUUAAAUUCACCAACGGCGUUCUGACUGCUGAGGCGACCAGGUGGUUACCUAAACCAAACGUGACAUGGUCGGACUUUUACGGGAACGGCCUGAGUGCAAUCACGAACUUCACUGAAAACUCUUUGGGGAUAUUCAGUGUUGUCAGCACGCUGACAAACGUCAACGUCAGUGACUCCUACAAGUGCAGGAUUGGAAAUGAUCUGGUGACCGCCAACUCUAAAGCAACCUUUACAGGUGCUGGUGUUACAGAGAACACAUACUUCACUUUCAGCACUGCAUCCUCUCUGCUGACAUCAACCCACCUGAUCAUCACGACCAGCAUCCUCAGCUUCUAUCAUCUCACCUAA
Molecule: messenger RNA, 822 nt
Organism: Anoplopoma fimbria (sablefish)
Lineage: Eukaryota; Metazoa; Chordata; Actinopteri; Perciformes; Anoplopomatidae
Gene: vtcn1
Product: V-set domain containing T cell activation inhibitor 1
Exons: 5
Coding region: 1-822 (273 amino acids)
Source: RefSeq, a predicted model, not a curated record